AUGAAGGAAGGUAGGGUGAAUCAAGCGUCCUUAAUCUUCUUCUUCUCCUUGGCCGUGCUUGUUCCGAUCCUCCAGGCAGAUAUAGGUGAAUUGGACGAAGUAUGGCAGCAGCGGGCGGAGGCUGCCAAGCAGGCUGCCCUCAACGCCUACCACCCUAAUCCAGAACAAGUAACCCGCCAGUUCAACUCUUAUGUCCACGAGGCUACGGAUGGGAGCAACAGCACAAGGAGGAACCUAAGAAAGUACAGGGGAUCGUGCCGGGCGACCAACCCGAUUGACCGGUGCUGGAGGUGCGACCCAAACUGGGCUCAGAACCGGAAGAAGCUGGCGGACUGCGUCCUGGGGUUCGGCCACAAAACCGUCGGCGGCAAGUACGGCAAGUACUACAUCGUCACUGACCCAUCCGACGACGACAUGGUGGACCCGAAACCGGGGACGCUCCGCCACGCAGUUAUCCAGAAGAAGCCGCUGUGGAUCGUGUUCGCCCGGAGCAUGGUGAUCAAGUUGAAGGAGGAGUUGAUCAUGCAGGGUCACAAGACCAUCGACGGCCGCGGCGCGAAAGUGCACAUCGCCUUCGGGGCAGGCAUCACGGUGCAGUUUGUGGAGCACGUGAUAAUCCACGGCCUGCACAUCCACGACGUGGUGCAGGGCCAGGGCGGUAACAUCCGGGACUCGGUGGAUCACAUCGGGUACAGGACGAGCAGCGACGGGGACGGCAUCUCCAUCUUUGGGUCGUCCAACGUAUGGAUUGAUCACAUCUCCAUGUCCAACUGCAAUGAUGGACUUAUCGAUGCCAUCCAGGGCUCCACCGCCAUCACCGUUUCAAAUUGUCACUUCACCAAACAUAAUGAGGUGAUGCUGUUUGGAGCGAGUGAUAGUUACGAAGGAGACUCGAAAAUGCAGGUAACAGUGGCGUUCAACCAUUUCGGGAGGGGUUUGGUGCAGAGAAUGCCGAGAUGCCGAUGGGGUUUCUUCCAUGUUGUGAACAACGACUACACUCACUGGCUCAUGUACGCCAUCGGCGGCAGCCAGCACCCCACCAUCAUCAGCCAAGGAAACCGAUUCAUUGCUCCUCCCAACGACGCUGCAAAGGAGGUGACGAAGAGAGACUACGCAGCGGAGGACGUGUGGCAGCAGUGGACGUGGAGAUCGGAAGGAGAUCUGCUGAUGAACGGAGCAUUCUUCGUGCAAUCUGGGAACCCUAAAAAGAAGAGGCCCUACAGCAAGCUGCAAAUGAUCAAAGCCAAGCCAGGAUCCUACGUUCGUAGGCUCACUCGCUUCGCCGGUGCUCUCCGCUGCAAGCCCAAGAAGCCUUGCUAG
Molecule: messenger RNA, 1320 nt
Organism: Malania oleifera
Lineage: Eukaryota; Viridiplantae; Streptophyta; Magnoliopsida; Santalales; Ximeniaceae
Product: pectate lyase
Exons: 4
Coding region: 1-1320 (439 amino acids)
Molecular function (GO): pectate lyase activity
Source: RefSeq, a predicted model, not a curated record